Andrographis paniculata is the source of this 1641-nucleotide messenger RNA. Its product is annotated as F-box protein SKIP28. The transcript is spliced from 2 exons. Gene Ontology annotation, molecular function: protein binding. Gene Ontology annotation, cellular component: cytoplasm. NCBI's taxonomy places the organism in Eukaryota, Viridiplantae, Streptophyta, Magnoliopsida, Lamiales, Acanthaceae. The record is from RefSeq and is a predicted model, not a curated record. Bases 1 to 891 code for a protein of 296 amino acids.
AUGGCAGGCUGUAGAGAUCAUUUCCAGAAUUCAUCACCAUCACCACCAAAUGAAGCCCUCUUCUUUGUUCUGCCAUAUCUCCCCCUCUUUGAGCUUCUUGCCAUGUCUCAAGUCUGCAAAUCACUGAGGUAUGCCGUGGCCACUGAUCUUCUCCCAUGGCUGGAAAUUGUCGUCUGCUGGCCUCUCAAUCUGCGUAUCUCCGAUGACAUCCUCGCCGGAAUUGCCUCCAGAGCCGGUGGCAAGCUGAAAACUCUUGCCCUCAUUGGAUGCACCAGGAUCACAGAUGAUGGACUUCUCAGGGUUGUAGCUCAAAAUCCCUCAAUCACUAAGCUACUUCUCCCGGGGUGCACGAGAUUAUCGCCUGCCGGAGUCAUUACAGCCGCGAAGCUACUGGCCGGAAACAGCCACAAAUUAACCACCCUCGCCAUCAAUGGCAUCUACGAUAUUCAAAGGGACGACCUCGACACCCUUCGCAGCCUCAUCAAACCAGACAAUGAAAACCAGAAGACACUAUACCACAAGUACAAGCAGUCAUCCUUGAUCCUUCCAUCGACUGAUCGCGCAAUAGAUGUCGACGUUUGUCCUAAGUGCAACCAAGCGAGAAUGGUGUUCGACUGUCCUAAAACCCCUUGCCCGAAGCGGCAGCAAUUUAAAUGCAGAGGAUGUGAAACGUGCACGGCGCGCUGUGUGGAAUGCGGUGUUUGCAUAACAGCCUCGGAGGAACCUGAAGAGGCUGCGUGCAACGACACACUCUGCUUGGAUUGCUGGCUGCAGCUGCCCAAAUGCAGUUUCUGCAAUAAGCCGUACUGCACCCAGCACGCCGAUCAGCAGCAGAAUGUCGCCGGUUCUUCAGGGUUCCUAUGCGACGCUUGCCACGCCGAAUUCUUUUGAAUGUCGGAGAAGACGACAGAAAUCAUUGGGUGCAUCUCUUUUUUUACAGAAUGCGUCGAGUUUUAUCAAAAUCGGGUGCAUCCAACAUGUCCGAGAACUCAAAGAGGACAGAAUGUGCGGAUCGACUGGCCAAGCGCCGAGUCAUUCGCAAAGGUACCGUGUAUUUAUUACCAGAUAUCGUAAUUAUACUGCAUAGAAUCGAAGUAUAGUAACAAGAUAGUCGAUCGAUACCUUGUAGGAAGACGCAAGAACCGUAACCUGCAGCCGGAGAAAGAGUUACCGGAACAAACUUGGAUUCGUAGUCGAGAUUGCGGCCACACUGUUGAAGUCGCAGGUUCCAUCUCCCAUCGCCAUCCGCUGAUAAUAAGCGUUGAACGCGUACGAGGCGUGUCCCAGGAUGCUAUCCCGUUCGUAACACGGUUUGCCCUGCAUGAGCAAAGAGCAGUCGACUUUCCCAGGCCCGCACGCCCAGUCGAGCGCCACGUGUAACAUCCUCUUGUCCGCUCCGUCCCUUGCAACGCAGUAAGUCUCAUUCGCAGUAUCGCUCGCCAAGACGGUCCCGGAAUCCGUCAAGUGCAGAGCAUACACCGCCGUGCCAUCCACGUCGAACAGCCCCCAAUUCUUCCCGGAAACGGUCCCUGGCUUCACGUCCUCGUUGUAAAGCUCAUAAAUGUAUGUAACGACGGAAAAUCGAGGAUGCUUCGGAGUACUUAGCCUUGACAUAGUUGAAAUACGGGUAGACGUUUAGCA